Messenger RNA from Scheffersomyces coipomensis, 4965 nucleotides. RefSeq lists its product as uncharacterized. NCBI's taxonomy places the organism in Eukaryota, Fungi, Ascomycota, Pichiomycetes, Serinales, Debaryomycetaceae. Gene Ontology annotation, molecular function: ATP binding; ABC-type transporter activity; ATP hydrolysis activity. The transcript has a single exon. The record is from RefSeq and is a predicted model, not a curated record. Gene Ontology annotation, biological process: transmembrane transport. Gene Ontology annotation, cellular component: fungal-type vacuole membrane. Bases 1 to 4965 code for a protein of 1654 amino acids.
AUGUCAUCGUCAUCCUUCAACCAAUCGGCUUUAAUUCCAACCGAUAUCAUUCCAAAAUGCUCAUCGUUCUGGGAUUAUGAUGAUAUAACAAGAUGUGGUAGAGAUCAGUUAGAUUCUAUACCUCCUGUCCUUAUCGGAGGUAUUUCAUUAACCAUCCUUACUUUAAAAUCUUUAAUAUCAUUCUAUAAUAAUAAAAAAAGAAGCCGAAAUAUUCAACUUGGUGAAGAUCGUCCUUUAUUAUCCAAUGUCGAUGCUUAUGGUUCAAUCAAUACACCAAGCACAAAACUUGAAGAUGUGUCUUUAAAGAGUCGUCAUUUUGAUUUAGUAAGAUUACCUGAUACAAAUGAAGAUGGUACUCCUCAUGGUCAUAUAAAAGAAGUUUAUAAAGACGCGUUUGAAAGAUUAAGAGUUAGUAUAGAAUAUCUUUUAUUAAUCAUUCAAUUAGGUUUGACUUUAUCAUUAUUCUUUGUUCAAGAUGCCAUUGAUGAAUUUAAACAUACCACUUAUAUCCCUAUUAUUAAAGCCAUCUUUUGGUUUUAUCUUUUCAUUAUUUGUUCCAUUAGAAUUAUAAAUUUAAAAAAAGUCAAUAUUAAAUUACCAAGCUUAUGGAUACAUUCAACUACCGUUUAUUUCUUUAACUUUUUUUCAAUCCUUUUAAUCUUUAGAUCCAUUUUAAUUUCAAAAAAUGUAUCUUCAUUUAUAAAACUUUAUUAUAUUGUUGAAUUUGCCAUUUCAACCAUAUUAUUAAUCCUUAAUUUCACAGCUAAAAUCGGUGAUAAACCUUCCCUUAUUUAUGUUCCAAGUAAUGGUGCUACACCAUCUCCAGAAAAUUUAACCAGUAUUUUUUCAUUUGCGACUUAUUCUUGGUUAGAUUCAAUGGUUUGGAAAGCUUAUAAAAAUCCUUUAAAAAUGGAUGAUAUUUGGGGUUUAAGAGAAGAUGAUUAUGCUUUAUACAUUCUUAAAUCAUUUGAAGCUUCUAAAUCAACUGCUAGAUUCACUAUUAAAAUCUUUAGUCAUUUUAAAUAUUUAUUCGCUUUACAAGCCUUUUGGGCUAUAUUAGAAUCAAUGUUAGUUUUCGGUCCUUCCUUAUUAUUAAAGAGAGUAUUGGAAUAUGUUCAAGAUCCAUCGUCAUCCCCUGGCUCUCUUGCUUGGAGUUUUGUCCUUUUAAUGCCAUUGGCUAAGAUUAUUGAUUCAAUUGCGUCCGGUUGUUCUCUUUUCAUUGGUAGAAGAGUUUGUCUUAGAAUGAAAGCUAUUAUUAUUGGUGAAGUUUAUGCUAAAGCUUUAAGAAGAAAAAUCACUGUUUCUGAAUCAAAUGACGCUUCUUCUGAUAGUGAUUCUGAUUUGAAAGAUUCUGGUAAAGAUUCAAGCGAUACUACUAAAGAUAAAAAGGAAGGUAAAAAGACUGCUGAAUUAGGUGCUAUUAUCAAUUUAAUGGCUAUCGAUGCUUUUAAGGUUUCUGAAAUUUGUGGUUAUUUACAUUACUUUGUUGGAGCUUUCUUAAUGAUUAUCUUCUGUAUUACCUUAUUAUAUAAUUUAUUAGGUUGGUCUGCUUUGGUUGGUUCUUUAUCUAUUGUGGCUUUACUACCAAUCAAUUAUAGAAUUGCUAAAUGGGUUUCUGAUUUACAAAAGGAAAUGUUAGGGGUUACUGAUAAAAGAAUUCAAAAAUUAAAUGAAACUUUCCAAAGUAUUAGAAUUAUUAAAUUCUUCGCUUGGGAAGAUAAAUUUUUUGAAAGUGUUAUGGGAAUUAGAGAAGAAGAAUUAUAUCUUUUAAAAUUAAGAUCCAUUGUUUGGUGUCUUGGUGGUUUUGUUUGGUUUAUUACUCCAACUUUAAUUACUUUAAUUUCCUUCUAUUGUUAUACCAUCGUUCAAGGUAAUACUUUAACCGCUCCAAUUGCUUUCACUUCAUUAUCAUUAUUUACUUUAUUAAGAUCUCCAUUAGAUCAAUUAUCUGAUAUGACUUCAUUUGUGGUUCAAUCUAAAGUUUCUCUUGAUAGAGUUAGUGACUUUUUAGAUGAAGAAGAAACUGCUAAAUAUGAUCAAUUAGGUAAAACUCCAGGUCCAAAUUCUCCAACCAUUGGAUUUGAAAAUGCUACUUUAUCAUGGAAUUCAUCAUCUGAAACUGAUUUCAAAUUAAGAGAUCUUGAUGUUGCUUUCAAACCAGGUAAAUUAAAUGUUAUCAUUGGUCCAACUGGUGCUGGUAAAACUUCUUUAUUAUUAGGUUUAUUAGGUGAAAUGGAAUUAUUACAUGGUAAUAUCUUCUUACCUGGUAUUAUCCCAAGAGAUGAAUUAGUUGUUGAUCCUCAAACUGGUUUAACUGAAUCAGUAGCGUAUUGUUCUCAAUCAGCUUGGUUAUUGAAUGAUACUAUUAGAAAUAAUAUUAGUUUUGGAUCUCCAUUUAAUCAAGAAAGAUAUGAUAAAGUUGUUGAAGCCUGUGGUUUAAAACGUGAUUUUGAAAUUUUAAGUGCUGGUGAUGCUACUGAAAUUGGUGAAAAGGGUAUUACAUUAUCUGGUGGUCAAAAACAAAGAGUUUCAUUAGCCAGAGCUUUAUAUUCUAAUUCAAAACAUCUCUUGUUAGAUGAUUGUUUAUCUGCUGUUGAUUCCCAUACUGCUUUGUGGAUUUACGAAAAUUGUAUUUCUGGUCCUUUAAUGAAUGGUAGAACUUGUAUUUUAGUUUCUCAUAAUGUUGCUUUAACUAUUCAAAAUGCUGAAUGGGUUGUGGUCAUGGAAAAUGGUAGAAUUAAAACUCAAGGUUCUCCAGAAGAUUUAUUACAUUCUGGUCAUCUUGGUGAUGAUGAUUUAGUUAAAUCAACUGUUUUAAGUUCAAGAAAUCAAUCUACUACUAAUUUACAAACUUUAGCUGAUAAAAAUACUGAUUUAAAAGCUAAAGCCGCUACUCUUGAUGCUAAAUUAAAAGCUCUUGGACCAGAAGAAGAAGAAGAUUUAAAGAAAACUGAUGGUAAAUUAGUUGAAGAAGAAGGUAAAUCUGAUGGUGUGGUUGGUUCUGAAGUUUAUCUUGGUUAUGCCAAAGUAUUUGGUGGAUUCAGAACUUGGGCCAUUAUUAUUUUAGCCUUUGCUCUUUCUCAAGCUGUUUUCAUGUCCCAAUCUUGGUGGUUAAGAAAUUGGUCUAUUCAUAGUGAACAUGAAGCUGCAAGUAAUAACUUUAUUUCAACUAUGGCUCUUACUGGUAUUUCUAAUGUUUAUGAUUCUACUCAAUUCAGUCAAAAUAUUUUUGUUCGUACUUUCAAUGGUGCUACUUCAUUAGUUUCAACUUCAAUGGAUUCUGUUAAUACUUUCAAGAAAGAUAGUAGUACCCUUUACUAUAUUAUUGUUUAUGCAUUAAUUGGUUUUGGUUAUGCUAUUUCAGCAUGUUUAAGAGUUAUCAUUACUUUCUUUGCUGGUAUUACUGCUUCUAAUAGAAUUUUCAAGAGUGUUUUAACUACUAUUUUAAGAGCUAAAUUAAGAUUUUUUGAUAAAACUCCUCAAGGUCGUAUUAUGAAUAGAUUUUCAAAAGAUAUUGAAGCUGUUGAUCAAGAACUUACUCCAUUUGCUGAGGGUGUUUUCAUUUGUUUCGUGCAAUGUGUUUCUACUUUAAUUUUGAUUACUUUUAUUACUCCAGGUUUCUUAAUUUUUGCGUUUAUUAUUGCCUUCUUAUAUUAUUUGGUUGGUUUAUUCUAUAUUUCUCUUUCAAGAGAAUUAAAACGUUUUGAAUCAAUUACAAAAUCUCCAAUUCAUCAACAUUUCUCUGAAUCAUUAAAUGGUGUGGCUACUAUUAGAGCUUAUGGUAUUGAAUCAAGAUUCAUGAAACAAAAUUUAAGUGCUAUUGAUCAAAACAAUAGACCAUUCUUUUAUUUAUGGGUUGCUAAUAGAUGGUUAUCAUUCCGUAUUGAUGCUGUUGGUUCAUUAGUUAUGUUAUUUGCUGGUAUUUUCGUCUUACUUUCAAUUGGAACUAUUGAUACUGGUUUAGCUGGUUUAUCGUUAUCAUAUGCCAUUGCCUUUUCUGAAAGUGCUUUAUGGAUCGUGCGUCUUUAUGCAAAUGUCGAAAUGAAUAUGAAUUCUGUUGAACGUUUACAAGAAUACCUUAAAGUUGAACAAGAACCACCAUAUGAAAUUAAAGAAACUCAACCACCUCCAACUUGGCCACAAGAAGGUAGAAUCAUUGUUAAUGAUGUCUCAUUAAGAUAUUCACCUGAAUUACCAAGAGUUAUUAAAAAUGUUACCUUUGAAGUAGAACCUGAUAAUAAGGUGGGUAUUGUUGGUCGUACUGGUGCUGGUAAAUCCACUAUUAUUACUGCAUUCUUUAGAUUUUUAGAUCCAGAAACUGGUACUAUUACUAUUGAUGGAGUUGAUAUUACUUCUAUUGGGUUAAAGACUUUAAGACAAGCUAUUACAAUUAUUCCACAAGAUCCUACUUUAUUUUCUGGUACUAUUAGAUCUAAUUUAGAUCCAUUUGAUGAAUAUACUGAUGAAGAAAUCUUUGAAGCUUUAAAGAGAGUUAAUUUAUUAAAGACUACUACCGUUGAAGAAGUUGCUGGAGAAAAUCAAAAUAAAUUUGGUAAUUUAUUAAAUCCUAUAAGUGAAGGUGGAGGUAAUUUAUCUCAAGGGGAAAGACAAUUAGUUUGUUUAGGUAGAUCAUUAUUAAAGAAUCCAAAGGUUAUUCUUCUUGAUGAAGCUACUAGUUCUAUUGAUUAUAAUUCUGAUGCUAUGAUUCAAAAAACCAUUAGACUGGAAUUUUCAAAUUCAACUAUUUUAACCAUUGCACAUAGAUUAAGAACCAUUAUUGAUUAUGAUAAAAUCUUGGUUAUGGAUGCAGGUAGAGUGGUUGAAUAUGAUAAUCCAUAUGUUUUAAUUGCAGAUAAGUCAACUACAUUCUACAGUAUGUGUGAAAACUCUGGAGAAUUAGAUACUUUGAUUAAAUUAGCUAAAGAAGCUUAUGUCAAAAAGAAAAAUCAAAAAGUAACCAAAUAA